Messenger RNA from Alternaria ventricosa, 813 nucleotides. RefSeq lists its product as uncharacterized. The transcript is spliced from 2 exons. Lineage: Eukaryota; Fungi; Ascomycota; Dothideomycetes; Pleosporales; Pleosporaceae. Gene Ontology annotation, biological process: dephosphorylation. Bases 1 to 813 code for a protein of 270 amino acids. Gene Ontology annotation, molecular function: alkaline phosphatase activity. The record is from RefSeq and is a predicted model, not a curated record.
AUGCGUAGCAAGGAUCCUUUUGAUGACCCGAAGGUUGAGAGCAUUGCUGAGAUCUUUCAUCGUCUUACCGGAGGUCAUGUAGGAAUAGUAUCGACAGCAUACAUUGCGGAUGCUACCCCUGCUGCCUUGGUAUCGCACACCCGUCUCCGUAGCCAGUAUGGAGCUAUCGUCGAUACCUACCUCAAUGGUGUCCAGAACUACACAUGGACAAACGUUCCUCUCGAUGUCAUUUUCGGUGGUGGUGCCGAGCAGUUCUACCCGUCUGAACUUGGAGGUGUCACGUAUCAGGACAAGAACUACUAUGAUGAGUUUGCCGCGCAGGACUAUCAGAUCAUUCAGAACCGCACUGCUCUGCUCUCUGCCAGCAACGAGGAAAAGGCUCUUGGUAUCUUCACCACCUCCAAUAUGGCCAAGUGGCUCGACCGCAAUGUCUACCGUGACAACCUCAACCAAUCGCUUUCCCCUACUGGAGAUGAGACACCCGCUCUUGAUCAGCCGGGCCUCAAAGAGAUGACCCUCAAGGCCAUUGACAUCCUCGAAACCCGCUCAGGUGACAAAGGAUGGUUCCUUAUGUCAGAAGCCGCCAGCAUUGACAAGAUGAUGCACGCUCUCGACUAUGAUCGCGCACUCGGUGAACUUCUCGAACUCGACGACACGGUGAAGGCCACUAUUGACCACCUCAACUCCACCAACUGCCUCAAGGAGACUCUGAUCCUUGUCACUGCCGACCACGGCCAUGGCUUCGAUGUCAUGGGCUCCGUUGAUACCCACUAUCUAGCUGCCCAAAACGUCGACCGCAAGAAACGCAAGUAA